AUGUUGUCCCUCCCUGAGUCACCUAGAUGGCUCUAUAGGCAGAGCAAGGAAGAGGAAGCAAGGGUUAUUCUCUCGAAAAUCUACCGCCCAAAUGAAGUUGAAGAGGAGAUGAAAGCCAUACAUGAUUCCAUUGAAGCUGAGAAAGCAGACGAAAGCUUAAUUGGUCAUAGUCUUGGGCAAAAACUAAAGAGUGCUUGGCCUAACAACGUAGUUCGAAGAGGGCUCUACGCAGGUAUCACAGUCCAAGUUGUUCAGCAAUUCGUCGGUAUUAAUACAAUCAUGUAUUACAGCCCAACCAUAGUUCAGUUUGUCGGAAUCGCCUCCAACUCCACCGCACUUUCACUCUCAUUGGUUACUUCUGGUCUCAAUACCAUUGGAACUAUAGUGAGCAUGGUUUCAAUCGAUAGAUUCGGAAGAAGAAAGUUGAUGCUAGUCUCCUUGGUUGGCAUCUUUGUUUCACUUGUUGUAUUAAGUGUUACAUUAAACCAAGCAUCUCAUCAUGCACUUGCAGUCAAUAAACUGGAUUCCCUUAACUUUGGCGGGAACUCUACAUGA
Lathyrus sativus (Indian pea) is the source of this 555-nucleotide messenger RNA. Lineage: Eukaryota; Viridiplantae; Streptophyta; Magnoliopsida; Fabales; Fabaceae. The record is from the annotation of a GenBank genome assembly.